Scomber japonicus (chub mackerel) is the source of this 1254-nucleotide messenger RNA. It is a transcript of the gene wnt10a, whose product is annotated as wingless-type MMTV integration site family, member 10a. NCBI's taxonomy places the organism in Eukaryota, Metazoa, Chordata, Actinopteri, Scombriformes, Scombridae. Gene Ontology annotation, biological process: cell fate commitment; neuron differentiation; canonical Wnt signaling pathway. Gene Ontology annotation, molecular function: frizzled binding; cytokine activity. The record is from RefSeq and is a predicted model, not a curated record. The transcript is spliced from 4 exons. Gene Ontology annotation, cellular component: extracellular region. The coding region runs from base 1 to 1254 and encodes 417 amino acids.
AUGGAUCAGUCAAUCCUCAGAAUGACAUGCGUCUUGGUGGUGAUCUGUCUCUUGGAUAAAAGGGUAGACUCCAAUGAAAUCUUGGGCCUGAAACUCCCCAACAUCGACCCAAUCUUGAAUGCCAACACUGUGUGUUUGACACUGCCGGGGUUGACACGGCGCCAGUUGGAGGUGUGCAUGCGGAACCCAGACGUGACGGCUUCAGCAAUUCAGGGAAUCCAGAUUGCCAUCCACGAGUGCCAGCACCAAUUCCGAGGGCACCGCUGGAACUGCUCCAGCCUGGAGACUAGGAACAAAAUACCCUACGACAGCAUAGUCUUCAAGAGAGGUUUUAGAGAGAGUGCCUUUGCGUAUGCAAUUGCAGCAGCAGGCGUGGUGCACGCGGUGGCCAACGCCUGCUCCAUGGGCAAACUGAAGGCGUGCGGCUGUGACGAGAAGCGACGUGGCGACGAGGAGGCCUUUCGCAUCAAAUUGCAUCGCUUGCAACUGGAGGCCAUCCACCGGGGGAAGGGCAUGGUACAUGGCGUCAUGGAACACUUCCCCGCUGACCUGCCAGGACCCCAAGACUCCUGGGAAUGGGGCGGCUGCAGCCCUGAUGUGGAAUUCGGAGAGAAGUUCUCUCGGGACUUCCUGGAUGCCCGUGAGACCUACAAGGACAUCCAUGCCCGUAUGAGGCUGCAUAAUAAUAGAGUUGGCAGACAGGUGGUGCUCGACCACAUGAGGAGGAAAUGCAAGUGCCACGGGACAUCAGGGAGCUGCCAGCUAAAGACCUGCUGGCAGGUCACCCCUGAAUUCCGGGUGGUCGGCUCAAUCCUCAAAGAACGCUUCCACAUCGCCACGCUCAUCAAGGCUCAUAAUCGGAACACCGGACAACUAGACCACUCUCACCACAACAACCACAACAACCACCAUAACCAUCACAACCACCACCACCAUCACCACCAUCAGAACAACCACCACAAUCACCACCAUCACACGCAUCGGCGGCGGCCAAGCAUCAACGAACUCGUCUACUUUGAAAAGUCGCCAGAUUUCUGUGAGCGGGACCUGGGCUCGGACUCAGCAGGCACGCAGGGCCGGAUCUGCAACAAGACCAGCCCCGGCAUGGACAACUGUGAAAGUCUGUGCUGUGGGAGAGGCCAUAACAUCCUACAGCAGACACGGAGCGAACGCUGCAACUGCAAGUUUCACUGGUGCUGCUACGUGGUCUGUGAAGAGUGCAGGAUAACAGAGUGGGUCAGUGUCUGUAAAUGA